AUGCCUCCACAUAGAUCAAGAAGAGCGGAAGAAGCGACACCGACCCCCACACAAACCCAACGGCGCAGACGAGAUGAUCCACCCGAAGAAGACGAGCAUGUCGACAUGGACGAGGCAAUGAACCAGGGCAGCGGCAGCGUUGACCAGCUGGCAAAAGGCUUGGUGCGAUAUGCCCUGUCGUGCGAACGUUCACGGAAGCCUAUCAAGCGCCAAGAUAUCAAUGUAGCGGUACUCGGGUCAACAUACACUCGACUGUUCAAGGAUGUCUUCGCACAAGCAAACAGUCAGCUCAUGGACGUCUUCGGCAUGCAGUUGGUCGAACUGCCCAGAGCGGAGAAGGUGACACUGCGACAGAAGCGCGCUGCCGCUGCCUCGGAUUCCCAAAGCAAAAACACGAGUAUUUGGGUUCUGCAAACUAUCCUGCCCGACCAAUACCGUAUACCCGACAUCAUCGGCCCUUCGCGGCCAAUCGAAGAAGACAUAAAUCGAGAAGACUCGUAUGUGGGACUGUAUACCAUGGUCAUCGCCCUUAUCACAAUCCACGGCGGUCUAAUCCCAGAGGGCAAGCUGGAUCGCGCCCUCAGACGUAUGAACGCAGAUCAGACGACGCCCAUGGGGACCAAGGACAAGACGCUCGCCAACAUGAUCAAGGAUGGGUAUAUUGUAAAGGUCAAAGACACCCAGAACGGGGGCGAAGAGACGAUAGACUAUAUCGUUGGGCCCCGAGGCAAGAUGGAAGUCGGGCGGGAUGGUGUCGCGCAGCUUAUACGGAAAAUAUUUGGAAACAGCGAGGAUGGGGACGAGCUGGAUAAGAAGAUUGAGAGGACGCUGCAGGUGGCGGGUGCGAAUGACGAUGCUGCGCCGUCGGUUGAAGCGGCCAACGUUGCAUCGCAGGCGAACGGACGGAAACUGAUGGUUGGUAGCUCCAAGCUCCCCUCGGAAGGAUUCGAGGUUGCAUCAUCGGCCCAGCAAGCGCCAGAAAUUGCCAACAACAAAGACACGACACCAAAGGAAGGAGAGGCUGUUGGUGCAGUGCAUGUGCUUGGAUGGACAAUGAGCAGCAUCGACUCCCUCCUCAACCCCGACGCUGGCCUCCGCCGCCCGUCUGUCACCAGCCCGACCGCGACACCUGCCGACGACGCUGCCGAUGCCCUGACGACACUGGCAACUUUGGGCAGCGGGCAGCAGUUCGUGCCCGCUCCGACGCGCGAGCUGCCCUCGCCAACUGCCUCAUCUCACGCGCCGCGACGCACCAGCAGCUUCGGUACCCACCACGCGCCUGUAGAGCCCUCGCCACCCCUCGAACUACCCCAGGCCCGCUCGCCGACCCUGGAGCACUAUCACCAUGGGUCGAAUUCGCCAGAAGAGCAAAAGCGACGGCAAUCGCUGCUGUCGAGAACAUCGCCCGCCCCAGUGCUCGCGCCUAUACAAAAUUUGUCCACAGCCCUGCAAGAACAGACUCAAGACGAGAAGGCGUCAACAUCCAUCGGCGAAGAUGUGUCGCAAAUUGUACCAUCGGAUCAUGGUGGUGAAAGAGACAGCACCCAGCACCGCGAGCCUGCAUUCGUGCGCGACGAACCAACAACUUCACAGAUCCGCGAGCCUGAAGCGACCAAUGGCACACUACAGCCGGGUUCGAGUUCGCAUAACGGCGACAAGCUGCCUUCACCGCAGCCUUUCAUCAAAGACGAACCCUCUGGCACACCGCGCGAACACACACCUGCAGUCACUGCUUCUCAAUCCGAGCGACGAGGUUCUGUUACUGGCGAGAACAUGGAUGCCGAUGCGCUCAAGGCGCUUGAGAUUGCCAAGCAGAGCGACCUUGGACUACGGAGACGGAACCAGAGCGUUGCAGAGCGGUCAGAACGCGUACAAUCACCCGUGGACUCGAAACCAGCAUCUGCCCCGACCAAAAAACGACCAGCGCCAGCACCAGCCCCUGCUAUUAAAAAGAAGGGUACAGCAAAGACGUCAAAGCCCAGCAAGAAGCGCAAGGUGGAGACGGAAGAUGGCGCAACACGGUCAGUGACGCCUACCUCGAGGAUACCAAAGUCGGCCAGCAGCAGGGUUAUGAAGAAAGGCUCGCAUGCAGGCACACCCGCUCCUGGAUCCUCACCCGCACCAGACCGAUCUGACGAUGAAGGCGAUUCAUCUGAAGAUCACAACCUGUACUGCAUCUGUAAAAAACCGGACAAUCACAAGUGGAUGAUUGGGUGCGAUGGCGGUUGCGACGACUGGUUCCAUGGCGACUGCGUAAACAUGAAACAAGCGGAUGAGCAACUAGUCGACAAGUUUAUAUGUCCUCAGUGCGAGGAGAAUGGCAAGGGCAACACAACAUGGAAGCCAAUGUGCAGGCGGGAAGGCUGUCGAAAGCCUGCCAGGGUAGGGAAGGACCGAGAAAGCAAGUACUGCUCUGACGAUUGCGGAGUCCUCUUUAUGCAAGAACAGCUUCAACGAACAGCAGGAGCAAAAGGCGCCAAUGGAACAAAGGAAAAAUCUAAGAAGAAGAAGAGAGUCGAGGAAGAAGAAGAACCAACCCCUCUUGGCGGCACCCUCCGAGCCAAAGACCUCAAAGCCCUUGUUGACGCCUCGCCAAACAUCCAAGCUUUCAAGAACCUAGGCACCGGCGUUCUCACACCUCCACAAACCGCUUCGCCAUCCCGCGCAACCUUCCCCGCCAACGGCGAAGACCUUUCCCUUACCGCUGGCGAGAUCGAACGUUUGACCGCCCUUCACAAAGAGAAGACGCAACUCAAAGAUCGUUUAGAGGUACUCAAAGACCGCGAGAAGUUUGUUAGCAUGGCCAAGGAACAAGCUGUUCGCCUCGCCGACCGCGAGAAGAUCAAGAUGAAGGAUUUCUGUGGUUACGACAGCAGAUUAUCAUGGUCGGAUGCUGAGUUCCUACUUUGGCGGAAUAGCAAACACGGCCGCGCUGCGUUCCACCACUCCACCCUGAUUCCCACCCCAGAACAGAUUUCUUCGACGCCGACGCCUGCGGAUGGCGCGGAUGCAAUGGACAUUGAUGGUGGCGUAGAUGGAGAGGAGAAAGAAACAGCCUGUUUGAAGAAGCGCUGCCAGAAGCAUCCUCAGUGGCAGAAGCUUAACCUGCAAGAUGCCAGAUUUGAGGAAUUGGAAGUUGUUGAGGCGAUCAAGGAGUGUGAGAAAGAUGAGCGAUCCGUACGGGAUCGUGCGAGAAGAAGAGGCGCAAAGGAUGGAUUGGCGAAAGAACUCACUGGCGGCGAGGACGGGACCAAGGUGGAGAGGAAUAGGGAUGGAUGGGUUGAGGUUGUUGGCUCGUGA
Messenger RNA from Alternaria burnsii, 3300 nucleotides. Its product is annotated as mage-domain-containing protein. The transcript is spliced from 5 exons. Gene Ontology annotation, cellular component: Set1C/COMPASS complex. Gene Ontology annotation, biological process: positive regulation of DNA-templated transcription. NCBI's taxonomy places the organism in Eukaryota, Fungi, Ascomycota, Dothideomycetes, Pleosporales, Pleosporaceae. Bases 1 to 3300 code for a protein of 1099 amino acids. The record is from RefSeq and is a predicted model, not a curated record.